Molecule: messenger RNA, 8410 nt
Organism: Tyto alba (common barn owl)
Lineage: Eukaryota; Metazoa; Chordata; Aves; Strigiformes; Tytonidae
Product: cytochrome P450 1B1
Exons: 2
Coding region: 4492-6120 (542 amino acids)
Biological process (GO): hormone biosynthetic process; progesterone metabolic process
Molecular function (GO): steroid 17-alpha-monooxygenase activity; heme binding; iron ion binding
Source: RefSeq, a predicted model, not a curated record
AUUAUUUAAUGAAGAAUGGCUUGGAUCACUCCAUAAACUGAACAAUUUGUACAAGCUCUGUACUGAAACAAUCCCAGUAUGAAACAUUGCUCAACUGUCAUAUAAUCCGAGAUUUGUAAAAUUAAGAGGAGAAAAAGAUACAUAGUCCCAGGUAUGGGAAAGACCCAGAGAAACCCAGUGUGGGAGGGCUCUCCAUGGAAAUCUGCAAAAGGAACAGCUAAGGAAAGAAAAUGGGACAAGGACAAGGUCAACUCCUUGAGAAAUUCCAGUUGCUGCUCAUGAGGAUUUAUGAGCAUCUUGCCAGUGUCCCAAAGAGAAGCCAACAGCUGCCGUAGUUAGAAGAAAAUCUGAGAAUCAAGUCUGCAAACCUUAUUUAGGUAAGUAAUUCCUAACACUUGUAAAAAAAUCUCUUUGGGGUUAAGGGGUUUUCUUGGAAAAGGGAGGACUGUGGCAGAGAUAAACAUUUCCUCCCAAUGGGCAAAUGAAGGGUCUCCAGGUUGUGUAAUUCCUCCUCCUUUAUCAAACUUUCCCCUCCACAGCAAAGACUCUUGUCCACUCACAUAAAGCACCUUCAUUCAGAGUUGCAGAGCUACUGAUGACCCCACAGAUUCUGCCAGCCUCCUGCAACUGGCACUCCUGUCAAAUUAUUCAGGAUUUUUCACAGAUUAGGCCCGAAGUCCUUUCCCUUAAUCACAAACCCACCCACUUUUGCCCCUUCAACUCCUUUCUCUUCUGUAUUUUACAUCAAGUAGACUUUUCUAGGCCUCAGAAAUAAUUCAUUUUAGGCGGUGUUCAUUUUCAGUGAUUCAGUCUUUGAUGCCUAAGAGAAAUAACUUUGACUCGGGAAUUAGGGACCGGCUUCAGUAGACCUGCUUCUGAGUUAAAUCCCCAGAACUGGGAAAAAGAAACAAGCAUGAUCUAAGAGCAGUUCUGAUCUUGUAUGCUUCUAGAACCAAAAGAAGUAAGAAGAGUAAAUAAAGAGGUAGGCAAGAGGGCAAUUUGUGGAAUAUAAGAGAGACCAAGGGCCUGGCCGUCCAUUGCCUGCAUUUGGUACCACACUAAUUCAUUGGUGUGAGAAAAUGCUUCACCCAAGGUAUGCUUGACUUUAAGGGACUAUUCAAUGUCACACAGAGCCUGGAAAAUUGGGUAAACAUUCAUUGCAUACAGUCAGAAUAAUACUCAGGCUGUAUUAGAUGCAAUAGUAAGUCAAGGCUGUAAAUAUCCUGGUUGUACAGCACAUAGUACAGGGGGACCAGCUGGUACUAUCACAAUAGAACAAAACAUUUCUUUCUCUCCUCUCUACCAGCGACAGAACUCCUGAAGACCAAAGAGAAGUGGCAAAAAUAAACAAACAUUUUCUUACAGCAUUAAACAAAAAAAAAAAAAAAAAAAAAAAGUACCAGGACUUGUAACUCCUGUGCUCGUGUCUUAAAUUGUGAAUCUGCAGCUUGUGGGCAGGAGGCAAUCCCACCUGUGGGAUGAUGUUGAGAAAAAAUGUCAGUAGGGUGCAGAGCAUACAGUGAGUUGGACUCGUACUCACUCCCUGAACGGGUACGAAUCAGUGAGGCGGGUGCAGGGCCGCUUGCAGCAGAGGUAAGAAAUGGCACAGCAUGUCACUGCCCACAGCCCCAUGCUGAGGGGCUCUGCCUCUUACCAACUGCAACCAGAGUUUGGCCACCCUGAGGACGCUAUAAAUUCAGAUUUACGUGGGAACUGGAAUGGAAUCUGUUCUGCUUGCUCCAAAGUAAAUGGCAAUCUCUCACAUUAACUGCAACACAACUAGUUUAAGUGCUGCAUUGAAGAAAGGACUUGGGGACUUACUAACAAGAGCUGGUUUUGCCUGCGUUUUAGGUAACUGAUUACCACAGUCACCAGGAAAAAGGCAAAUUUACCUGCUGGUUAUGGCAAAUGCCCAGCACUAGAAUCCACAGCUCAGCUAACUGAUCCAGGCCAGUCCCCACCUCCCACAUCCAGCGUCCAGAACACUUUGCAGGGAAAAGCCCCUGCCUUUUCUUUGACGUGUGACCAAUGAAGGAGGGGAGGGUGGCCAUCAUCCUGGGACAGGCCACUUCACCACAGCUGAGUGCUUACAGCAUGUGAAAUUCGGUCUCAACCUUCUGACGCAGAGAUCAGAGCUCCUAGUCUCUCUCUAAGCUUGCCCUAACCUUAAUGCCAUAGGGAUGGAGCUAUUUUUGCUUCUCUCUGAAGCAGGGCCAUUUGCUGGGCCGGACAGCAGGAUCCUUUCAGUUCACCCCAGAGAUGGGGCUAGGAAGAGGGAGGCUCACUUUUUCUGGCACUGCUCAGAAAGAGUGGGUUUGACACCUCUGUCAAUCGGCGAUGGCAGGAAGAAGCACAGUGUGUGCCGAGGCACGCAGAGGGAUAGGGCUGAUGCUAGUCUCAGCAAGAGGUGGUACUGCUGACUGGAUGAGCCCGGGACAGUGACAGCAGCCGGGAUUACACUUCUUAGCAAAGACAGAAGCAGUAGCAGCACGGCCAGGCCUGGCUUCACACCCUCAGUUGGGCUGACUCGCAGCAUCUAAUUUUGUCUAAUCCCUAAAUGCUACCAAAACACCUUCUUUUCUUCUCACGACAUGACUGUAGAGAAUCUGAAAUAAAUGUUGCAUUUAAAAAUUUUGCUUGGUACAGCAAAAACGAUGACAACAAAGCACGAGCGUUCCGAUUUCCUGGAGAACGAUUUCCUUGAUGAUGCCUGGGGGCUUUGCAGCCCCGGUCCCCCCCCCCCCCCCCCGCAGGGCGCCAGGGGGGGAGGAGGGGAAAGGGGGUUUGGAGCACCACACGCCCCUCGCCAGCCCCCCCGGGGCAGACGGAGGUGCCAGAUUUAAGCGUUAAAAAACGCCGUGAGCGGAAGAGAAGCGAGAGCAGGGAGGGGGGGAGGCUGGAGGGCAGCGGGGCCGGACGGGGUACGAGCUGCCCGGCGCUACCCUGCCUCCUUCCCCCGCCCCGAGCCGGUGUCAGGUAUUGCGAGGAGGGGUAGGGGCCCGGGGAGGAGAUGGCUGGAGGCUUUCCAGCCCCGGCUCACGCAAUGCAAACUCCGCACGCAACGGGGAGGCGACAGGCGGAGGAGGGGAAGCUCUCCGGCUUCCUCAGCCCCCAAGAUGCAGGCGAGCCUUUGCCUCCCGCCAGCGAGGGCUGCGAGCCCGCCCGCCACCCCGCUCCCCUCCCGGCACCUCCUCCGCCAAAACUUUCGGCCCCGGCCAUAAAAGCAUCCGCGGCUCAGCCGCUCCGCUUGGCGAGGGCCCAAGGGCGGCUGGCAAAUAGCUGCGACCCCUCCAGCCAGGGGAAGGGCCAGGCAGCGGCGAUUUGUCAGCGGGGCGAAGGGCGGCACGCCCGCACCGCGCCGCGCACCGCGGGUGCCGGCGGAUUUAAAGCCGCGAGUGCCGAUGCCAGGCGCCCAGACGCGGUUGCUGCGGCUCCGGCUGGAGGGCCGUGCUCCCCACGGCCUCAGAGCCGUGCUCCCCACGGCCUCAGAGCCGCUCCUUCGCUCCCUGCAGCCGGGAGGGAAGGAGAAGGCGGCGGCAGCAGCAGCAGCCCGCUCACCCCCGGUCCGCGGGGCUGCACCGGGCAGGUGGCUGCCGGCGGGGCGAGCCCCCAAGGGUUAAAGCGCUGGGGAAGGUGAAAACAACACUGGGCUGGGAUCGGUUGCAGUUUGCCUGCACAUGACCCGCCAAGCUCCGGCUGUCAGGAACCGGGGCUCCCAAUGAGUUUCCCAGAGGCUGGGAUCUGAAGGUCGCCGCCGCUCUCCUCCCGGGGCUGCCCGUUAGAGCUGCCGCCGGCUGCCCCGGCUCCUCUCCAUCCUCCCCGAGGUCUCGGAUGGAAGCAGCGUGCAACAGGUCAGUUCUGCUACCGGCGCCCGAGGCGGCCGUUUACUUCACCCCUUCUCCCCCCUCGCCGCCUCAGAAAGGCUGGAGCAAAGCGGUGGGAGCGGGCGGUCCCCGGGGAUGGGGAUGGGGAGCGGGACCCGUCAGCUCCGCCACGCCGGGACCUCGGGCACCCUCCGCAGCCCAUCCCCGCGGCCGCCGGCCUGCGCUGCCGCGACGGGCAGGAAGGUGCGGGGAGGAGAGAAGGGCUCGGGACGGACGGGGCUCCGCGGCCGUGUGCGGAGGUUUCCUCUCCGGCGCAGGGCGGGGGGGAAAGCUCCGACGGCGGCGUGGGGAGCCCGUUUCCCGCCGCGGCUCUUUUCGCCUGACGUGCAGCGCCGGGAUGAACCUGCCCCGCCGCCAAAAAAACCCACGGUCUCGCUCCCCCGAUUGAGCGCUUGCCGCUCGGCUGUCGGUUACCGCUCGCUUUCCGCGCAGGAGCCGGGGCGGGCCACAGGGGUGCGAGGAGCGCCGAGCCAAGGCGCACCCCGACCCGGCGGGCCGAAGCGGCUGCCAGCGGGGCUUCUCCUCCCCGCCGGCGGGCGAGGGGCAGCGCCCCAGCCCUUCCCGCCGCCCGACCGCCGCCCGCUGACCUCUCCCCGUCCCUUGCAGCAUGGCCCUGGAGCGGCUGGGCGAAGCCCUGCGCGGCAUCCCCGCCUCGCAAAGCUGGCUGCUGCUCCUCCUCGCCCUGCUCGCCGCCGUCCACCUGGGCAAACUCCUUCUGCAGCGGCGGCGGCGCCGGCGGCUGGGCCAGCGCCGGGCUCCGCCGGGCCCAUUCCCUUGGCCCCUCAUCGGCAACGCGGCUCAGCUGGGCAGCGCCCCGCACCUCUCCUUCGCCCGGCUGGCCAGCACCUACGGCGCCAUCUUCCAGCUCCGCCUGGGCCGCUGGCCCGUCGUGGUGCUGAACGGGGAGCGCGCCAUCCGCCAGGCGCUCGUCCGCCAGGGGGCGGCCUUCGCCGGCCGCCCGCCCUUCCCCUCCUUCCGCCUGGUGUCGGGCGGCCGCAGCCUGGCCUUCGGCGGCUACUCCGAGCUCUGGAAGCUGCACCGGCGGGCGGCCCACGCCACGGUGCGGGCCUUCUCCACCGGCAGCCCCGCCACCCGCCGCCUGCUCGAGCGGCACCUGGUGGGCGAAGCCCGGGCGCUGGUGGCGCUGCUGGUGCGGGGCAGCGCCGGCGGCGCCUUCCUCGAUCCCUCCCGCGUCCUGGUGGUGGCCGUGGCCAACGUGAUGAGCGCCCUGUGCUUCGGCCGCCGCUACAGCCACGGCGACGGAGAGUUCCUGCGCCUGGUGGGGCGCAACGAGCAGUUCGGGCGGGCGGUGGGCGCCGGCAGCCUGGUGGACGCGCUGCCCUGGCUCCGCCGCUUCCCCAGCCCCGUGCGUGCCGCCUACCGCGCCUUCCGCGACCUCAACCGCGACUUCUACGGCUUCGUCCGCGGCAAGUUCCUGCAGCACCAGCGCAGCCUGCGCCCGGGGGCCGCCCCACGCGACAUGAUGGACGCCUUCAUCCGCCUGCAGCGGGAGCAGCCGCGGCUGCAGCUCGAGCACGUGCCCGCCACCGUCACCGACAUCUUCGGCGCCAGCCAGGACACCCUCUCCACCGCCCUGCAGUGGCUCCUUAUCUUCCUCAUCAGGUAUCCGAAUGUGCAGGCUAAAAUGCAAGAAGAAGUGGAUAGGAUUGUUGGAAGAGACCGCCUGCCAUGUGCUGAAGAUCAGCCUCACCUGCCCUACAUCAUGGCUUUCUUGUACGAAUCCAUGCGUUUCAGCAGCUUCGUGCCUGUUACUAUCCCACACGCCACCACAACCAACACCUUCAUAAUGGGCUACCUCAUUCCCAAGGACACUGUGAUUUUUGUUAAUCAGUGGUCAGUGAAUCAUGAUCCAGCAAAAUGGUCCAACCCAGAGGAUUUUGAUCCAACGAGAUUCCUGGAUGAGAAUGGAUUUAUCAAUAAAGAUCUUACUAGUAGCGUGAUGAUUUUCUCAUUGGGAAAACGUCGGUGUAUUGGAGAGGAGUUAUCCAAGGUGCAGCUGUUUCUCUUUACCUCCAUACUAGUACAUCAGUGCAAUUUUACUGCUAAUCCAAACGAGGACCCUAAAAUGGACUUUACCUAUGGGCUGACCAUUAAACCUAAGCCUUUUACCUUGAAUGUUACACUCAGAGAUACUAUGGAUUUGCUCGAUCAGGCUGUCCAAAGACUGCAAGCAGAGAAAGCAGCCAGUGAUAAUCAGCUGUCAGCAAAUGCCUAAGCAAGAAACCUUGCAUCUGAAGAUAAUCCCUCUCUUUUUAGACUUAAGUUAUAGUUUGUUCUGGUGAUCUGUCUGGAAAACAGCCAAUAUUACAGGUUACAAGAGCAGGAAGGAAAACUGCAUAAGGUAUAGUUCAGUCCUCAUUUUAAUUCUAGGGGAGCCAGGAGAACAGUUUAAUAUAUUAAAUGAUAAAACACACAAUUUGAAAAUGAGCCUCCUCUUUUCUAGCUUGGUCACAGAAGUUGCUAUUGUCAAGCAUUUUUUAUCUACAGACUGGUUGGAGCAUCUCCAGGAACUGUUUGUACAAUUCUUUCCAUGUCUCUAUGUGCUAUGCCUUAACUCGUAAGUUUGCCUUCAGUGACUCCACAUCCCAAAGUGAAAUCUCUUAUUUUAAAAAAUUAAAAAAAAAAAAAAAUUGCUCAGAACACUGCAGCCUGCCUCUGAAUUCACUCUACUGGAAACUGCCAUAGGCACAUGGCAGCUCCUGUGUUGCAACUGCUGGGAUGUACGUUAAUGCCUCAAUAAUAAAUGUUCAAAGGAUUUUUGGUAGAAUGACAACAUAAAGUCUUUAGCACUCCAAAGUGUUUGCAUAAAUGACUGAAAAGACUAAAAGCGCAUUUCAAAAUAAAAUUUGUGUUUUAUUUGAGAAUGAACGGAAUGCCCUAAUAUAGUAACUUUUCAUUAAGUUUUGAAAGAUCAGAUUUGAUAUGUCACCAAAGGGCGAGGGUGAUACAAACCAUAGGCUAAUAUGUUCAUUAGCAUAUUCAUGAACAAAAUAGAUACCUGAAUUAGAAAGUUUUAUAAAUGUAUAGCUGAACUUUGUAUUACUCUAGUAAAGAGUUAAUAUCUCUGUCCCUAGGCACAUAGGUGAGUCCAGUAAAAUCCACAUGGGCAGAGGUAUUUACCAGCAAGAAUUUGGGGGUUUUAAUGUAAAACUUUUCAUGCCACAAUCCUCAGGUAAAGCAUACAGCAAGUAUACCCCUUCUCACUAGUCACUCCGUUAGGUUGAGUUAAAUGGUAUAUCCAGAAAUCAACUAUGUACUUUCACUGUGAUUUGCUUGAAACAAAAUCUCAGAAGGAAAACUAACAUCACAUGUCCUAAUUAAUAUACCCAUCAACUGAAGAAAAGGUGUUCUUAAAAUUUUUGUGAGGCAAAAGACAAUUUUGAAACCCCCAAACAACAAAAACUAUUAAAGUAAAACACACACAUGAAACUUUAUGGCCUCAAACCUCUGGCUAAUGUUAGUGUGCACAAAGCUGUGUGUAUUUCUCUAAAGAGCAGACAACUCUAUGCAAAUGCCUGAUUUUGAAAAGCUUUGGGUGCUUCUUUGGAGCUGCAGAUCACGUUCAAUUACAUAUGAAAUCUGUCAGAAAUGAGAGUACCUCACAUGACUUGCUGUGUUCAGCCUAGUAGUAAAUAAGGUAUUAGUAGAGCUAGAAAAAUAAGGGUGCAAUGCUAGACAGUAAAGCAGCUCUGCUGAGACCUAAGCAAGUAAAGAUUUGCACUGGAUCUUCUGAGAGGUGGCCAGUCUUAGUCACGUCGGCAGCAGUGACAGAACUCAUACUGACAUUGGGAAGAGCUGGGUUAAUGACACAAUCCUGAUCUUCUUAAAUAGAAGCUUUGCUACUGAUUUUAAAAACCUUAAUGGAGCCUGUAAGUACUGCUCUGUAACCCCACGCAGUAGUAAAGUACCUGUUUAAAGUCUCUGACUUCAUAUGGCAUCUAUUUUUUUUUUUUUUUUUUAGCUAAAAAGCUUUCUGUUACAUACACAAGGAGUAACCUCAGGUGUUUUUCUAAAUUAUGUGCAAGUUUGUAAUAUCCCAGAACUUAGCCUAUACCUGUGAAAAGCUUUAUAAGAUACUCCGCAUUUUCAUAUGGAGAUCUACAUUAGAUCAAGUGCCAGCCAAAACAAUUUUCCUUGUACCUUGUAAGUAUUGUUAUUAAAAAAAAUAUAGAGGAUGUAACCUACAACUGAAUAGUUAUUCUAACACAGGAUCACCAAUUCAUAUUUUAAUAAAAAUGGCUUUUGCAAUUUUGUACUCUCAAAAGCUUUAACUGUGCAUUGGCUACUAAUGCAACGUCCAUUCACACUGCUCACGUCUGUCAGGGGGUCACACACUAUAUAGCUGUUGGUCAGGUAACGCCUCAUAUAAUUGGUGAAGUUAUUCAAAUUUAGUAGCACCCAUUUAGAAUGUAUGCACACGCAGUUGUUCAGCAAGCUAACUUUUAUGGUCAUUUUGAGAUGUAUUGUGUUACCAAAAUACUGAAUAAAAUUAUUCUUACACUGCC